Molecule: messenger RNA, 957 nt
Organism: Oppiella nova
Lineage: Eukaryota; Metazoa; Arthropoda; Arachnida; Sarcoptiformes; Oppiidae
Source: the annotation of a GenBank genome assembly
AUGGAGUCGUCGAUGGUUUCCAACACAAUUCUGGAAGAAUUAGGCGACAAACCAUUAGUAGACUUACUGCGAGGGUUAGGCGGAUGGCCGGUCGUCGAGGGUGAUAACUGGGUGAACACCACCUGGCUAGACCUAUACCUCAAGCUCCGGGAUGAGGGUGCCGUGUCCAGCAUGUUUUUCUCGCUGUCCAUAUCGCCGGACUUUAUGAACAAUUCCGUACGGAUACUAUCCAUAGAUCACCCGUCGUUUGGUUUGGGCAGUCGUGAUAUGCUUCUGAAGGGGGCCAACGAUACGGCGGUGAAGGCCUACAAAAAUCUCAUGACAAAAGCUAUGCUAAAAUUAGGCGCUCCCGACGCCUCCGUUAGCGGUAUUGUCGACCAAUUUCUAGAUUUCGAGACACUAUUAGCCAACCAAUCGAUGGCUAAGGAGAACCGGCGUAAUCUGACCGCCAUUUACAAUAAGGUCACUAUCGGCCAGUUAUCCGAAUUGGCACCCAAUAUUGACUGGCUGAGAAUCGUGCAAAAGUAUGUGUCCGAAAAUAUCACCGCCAAUGAGACCAUCAUACUGUUCGACACCGAUUACAUCAAGUUCUUGGACACCAAGAUUGUGGAACUGGAUGACAGAUUCCUAGUGAACUACAUCCUAUGGCGCGUGGUUCAGACCGAACUGUCCACUCUAUCGGACUCGUGGUAUAAGCUGAAGGAGGAGUUCGAGUCCGCCAUCUAUGGCACCAAAUCCCGGAGCCCGCGGUGGGAGAUGUGCCUGAAAAACACGAAAACCGCGAUGAGUAUAGCCCUGUCACACCUGUACGUAAAAAACUUUUUCAGCGAUGAUAAUAAGGAAAAGGCGUCCGAAAUGUUCUCAAACGUGGUGAAGGAGUUUAAGCGCAGUCUGACGGUCAACACGUGGAUGGCCAACGAGACACGGGUACAGGCGCUCCAGAAGUUGGAUAACAUA